AUGUCUCAAACCCCACCGCCAAAAGACGGAAAAGCUCCAGAUGCGAUGGACGUCGACGACGCUAUUGACGAGGAGGUUUUGAGAAUGUCAACAGAAGAUCUAAAGAGCCGCAUUCAUUUAUUGGACAACGAGAUUCGCAUUAUGAGAAGCGAAGUACAGCGAAUCAACCAUUCAGCCACAACUCUCAAAGAACGUAUCAAGGAGAACACUGAACGCAUCAAAGUUAACAAAACACUUCCUUACCUUGUAUCAAAUGUGGUCGAGCUUCUGGAUCUCGAAGAUAAUCUUGAGGAGGAGGGUGCCAAUGUUGAUCUUGAUGCUCAGAAGACAAAGUGUGCCGUUAUCAAAACUUCUACUCGUGCCACUUACUUCCUUCCAGUUGUUGGUUUGGUAGACCCAGAUGAGCUCAAGCCUGGAGAUCUUGUUGGAGUUAACAAAGACUCCUACUUGAUUCUUGAGAAGUUACCAGCAGAGUACGACUCCCGUGUCAAGGCAAUGGAGGUUGAUGAGAGACCAACUGAGCAGUAUUCAGAUAUUGGAGGAUGCGAUAAACAGAUUCAAGAGCUCAUUGAAGCUGUUGUAUUGCCAAUGACUCAUAAGGACCGUUUUGUCAAUCUGGGUAUUCACCCACCGAAGGGUGUGCUUAUGUAUGGCCCACCAGGUACCGGAAAAACCAUGAUGGCUCGUGCUGUAGCCGCCCAAACCAAAUCGACGUUCUUGAAAUUGGCGGGCCCACAACUUGUACAAAUGUUCAUCGGAGAUGGAGCGAAACUUGUACGUGAUGCAUUCGCUCUUGCCAAGGAGAAGGCACCAGCCAUUAUCUUCAUUGACGAGUUGGAUGCUAUCGGUACAAAACGUUUUGAUUCCGAGAAAGCUGGAGAUCGUGAGGUGCAACGUACAAUGUUGGAGCUGCUCAAUCAGUUAGAUGGAUUCCAACCAAAUGAUGACAUUAAGGUUAUUGCCGCGACCAAUCGUAUCGAUGUUCUCGAUCCUGCUCUUCUUCGUUCCGGUCGACUUGAUCGUAAAAUUGAACUCCCUCAUCCAAAUGAGGAUGCUCGCGCCAGAAUUAUGCAGAUUCACUCCAGAAAAAUGAAUGUCAACAAGGAUGUAAACUUUGAAGAAUUGGCUCGUUGUACAGACGAUUUCAAUGGUGCUCAGUGCAAAGCAGUUUGUGUAGAAGCUGGUAUGAUUGCACUCCGUCGUGAUGCUACUGAGAUUCUUCAUGAAGAUUUUAUGGAUGCUAUUUUGGAAGUACAGGCAAAGAAGAAGGCUUCUCUUAACUACUACGCCUAG
Molecule: messenger RNA, 1293 nt
Organism: Caenorhabditis remanei
Lineage: Eukaryota; Metazoa; Nematoda; Chromadorea; Rhabditida; Rhabditidae
Exons: 5
Coding region: 1-1293 (430 amino acids)
Biological process (GO): proteasome-mediated ubiquitin-dependent protein catabolic process
Cellular component (GO): proteasome regulatory particle, base subcomplex
Molecular function (GO): proteasome-activating activity; ATP hydrolysis activity; ATP binding
Source: RefSeq, a predicted model, not a curated record